Messenger RNA from Lineus longissimus, 8803 nucleotides. RefSeq names its product mucin-2-like. The record is from RefSeq and is a predicted model, not a curated record. The coding region runs from base 89 to 8773 and encodes 2894 amino acids. NCBI's taxonomy places the organism in Eukaryota, Metazoa, Nemertea, Pilidiophora, Heteronemertea, Lineidae. The transcript has 7 exons.
CAGAAAGGCAUUGGAGAUGUCAGCCUAAAGAGGCCUAACGGCAGUGUUCGAUUGACACUGUGAACAGCAUUUAAAUCCUGACUCCAAAAUGAGUGGGAAGGAUUACGUGAUUCUAAUUUUGGGAUUCUUCGGAUUCAUAACUGGUGUUUCUCAUGGUCAGGACUGCUACAGUCACCAGUAUGGUGUUGGAUAUAAUGGGACGACUGACAUAGCUGGAACAGAGCGAUGUCUUCUAUGGGUAGACUCAAACUCGACAGAAUUCCCGGACAGAGCAUUCCCAGACUGCAACCGUGCAAUGGCUAAGAAUUACUGCCGUCAACCAUUUUAUCUGGAUCUCGUCAGUACUGGUGAUGAUCUAGGAAAGAACACUAUCCUACCAAAGUUUGAAUUACCAUGGUGCUUUGUAGCAUCAAAUAGGAAAAGAAAAUGCUCCAAUAUUCCAUAUUGCGAACUUCCUCAAUUCAAGCAAUGUUUCAAGGCUGAGAAGAAAAGUACAGGCAAAAACCAGAGAAUGUGCUCAUGUAGUAUUACCCUGAAAGUUACCAAGGCCAUACCACCGGGGGCAGCUAACAUCACAUUCUUUGUGGCAAACUACACGUAUCGCAUCGACGAAGGAAAUACUUGUGAUCAGACGGCAGAAAUUGUUGUCGAUGAAAUACCAAUAACGCAGAAUCCAUGUGGGGAGAAUGAAAACAAUGAUGGAUUAUUCAUACUAAAGUUGUGGUCUGACGUGAAGAUGAGCUUUGGCACCAAGCUUCCAACUGCAAACGCGUACUGGAUAGAGUUUCAGAGUGACAAGUCCGUCAACAUCAGCCAGUGUGGAAAUUCUUCCUUUGAAUCUGAGGGCUACAACGUAUCUCAAUCAACAGUCAAUAUUCCAUAUAACCCCCCGAAAGAUUCCUGCCCCCCACCAGCAUCAAGUUCAACAACAAGUUCAUCUGCAACUACUUUAACUAUGGCUACCACGACAGGAACCAUUGCACCUACCGGCUCAACUAGUACAACUAUGCCAACUGGGACUACCACGACUACAGAAACAACUAAGACUACCGGUACCACUUCAACUCAAACAUCUGGAACAAUUACACCUACGGGAUCAACUACUACAACUAGUACAACUAUGCCAUCUACGACUCCAAUGACUACAGGAACAACUAAGACUACUGGUACCACUUCAACUCAAACAUCAGGAACAAUUACACCUACUGGAUCAACUACUACCACUAUUAUAACUAGUACAACUACGACCCAAAUGACUACAGGUACAACUGAGACUACUGGUACCAUUUCGACUCAAACAUCAGGAACAAUUACACCUACUGGAACAACUACUACAACUAGUACAACUGUGCCAACUACCACUCCAAUGACUACAGGAACAACUAAGACUACUGGUACCAUUUCGACUCAAACAUCAGGAACAAUUACACCUACUGGAUCAACUACUAAAACUAGUACAACUAUACCAACUACGACUCCAAUGACUACAGGAACAACUAAGACUACUAGUACCAUUUCGACUCAAACAUCAGGAACAAUUACACCUACUGGAUCAACUACUACAACUAGUACAACUAUACCAACUACGACUCCAAUGACUACAGGAACAACUAAGACUACUGGUACCAUUUCGACUCAAACAUCACGAACAAUUACACCUACUGGAUCAACUACUACAACUAGCACAACUGUGCCAACUACCACUCCAAUGACUACAGGAACAACUAAGACUACUGGUACUAUUUCGACUCAAACAUCAGGAACAAUUACACCUACUGGAUCAACUACUACAACAAGUACAACUAUACCAACUACGACUCCAAUGACUACAGGAACAACUAAGACUACUGGUACCAUUUCGACUCAAACAUCAGGAACAAUUACACCUACUGGAACAACUACUACAACUAGUACAACUGUGCCAACUACCACUCCAAUGACUACAGGAACAACUAAGACUACAGGUACCAUUUCGACUCAAACAUCAGGAACAAUUACACCUACUGGAUCAACUACUACAACUAGUACAACUGUGCCAACUACCACUCCAAUGACUACAGGAACAACUAAGACUACUGGUACAACUUCAGCUCGAACAUCUGGAACAAUUACACCUAGCGGAUCAACAACUACAACUAGUACAACUAUACCAACUACGACUCCAAUGACUACAGGAACAACUAAGACUACUGGUACCACUUCGACUCAAACAUCAGGAACAAUAACACCUACUGGAUCAACAACUACAACUGGUACAACUAGUACAACUACGACUCAAAUGACUACAGGUACAACUAAGACUGCUGAUACAACUUCGACUCAAACAUUAGGAACAAUUACACCUACCGCAUCAACUACAACUAGUACAACUGUGCCAACUACCACUCCAAUGACUACAGGAACAACUAAGACUACUGGUACCACUUCAAUUCAAACAUCUGGAACAAUUACACCUACCGGAUCAACAACUACAACUAGUACAACUAUACCAACUACGACUCCAAUGACUACAGGUACAACUAGGACUACUGGUACCACUUCAACUCAUACAUCAGGAACAAUUACACCUACUGGAUCAACUACUACAACUAGUACAACUAUGCCAACUACGACUCCAAUGACUACAGGAACAACAAAGACUACAGUUACAACUUCUGCUAAAACAUCAGGAACAAUUACACCUACUGGAUCAAUUACUACAACUAGUACAACUAUGCCAUCUACGACUCCAAUGACUACAGGUACAACGAAGACCACUGGUACCAUUUCAACUCAUACAUCAGGAACAAUUACACUUACUGGAUCAACUACUACCACUAUCAUAACUAGUACAACUACGACUCCAAUGACUACAGGUACAACUGAGACUACUGGUACCACUUCGACUCAAACUUCAGGAACAAUUACACCUACUGGGUCAACUACUACAACUAGUACAACUAUACCAACUACGACUCCAAUGACUACAGGUACAACUAAGACUCCUGGUUCCACUUCAACUCAAACAUUAGAAACAAUUACACCUACCUUAUCAACUACAACUAGUACAACUAUGCCAACUGGGACUACUACAACUACUGGAACAACUAAGACUCCUAGUUUCACUUCAACUCAAACAUCAGGAACAAUUACACCUACCACAUCAACUACAACUAGUACAACCAUGCCAACUGGGACAACCACGACUACAGGUACAACUAAGACCCCUGGUUCCACUUCGACUCAAACAUCAGGAACAAUUACACCUACUGGGUCAACUACUACAACUAGUACAACUAUACCAACUACGACUCCAAUGACUUCAGGUACAACUAAGACUCCUGGUUCCACUUCAACUCAAACAUCAGGAACAGUUACACCUACCGCGUCAACUACAACUAGUACAACUAUACCAACUACGACUCCAAUGACUACAGGUACAACUAAGACUCCUGGUUCCACUUCAACUCAAACAUCAGGAACAAUUACCCCUACCACAUCAACUACUACAACUGGUACAACUAUGCCAACUGGGAUAACCACGACUACAGGUACAACUAAGACCCCUGGUUCCACUUCGACUCAAUCAUCAGGAACAGUUACACCUACCGCGUCAACUACAACUAGUACAACUAUACCAACUACGACUCCAAUGACUACAGGUACAACUGAGACUCCUGGUUCCACUUCAACUCAAACAACAGGAACAAUUACACCUACCACAUCAACUACAACUAGUACAACUAUGCCAACUGGGACUACUACAACUACUGGAACAACUAAGACUCCUGGUUUCACUUCAACUCAAACAUCAGGAACAAUUACACCUACCACAUCAACUACUACAACUGGUACAACUAUGCCAACUACGACUCCAAUAACUACAGGAACAACUAAGACUCCUGGUUCCACUUCGACUCAAACAUCAGGAACAAUUACACCUACCACAUCAACUACAACGAGUACAACUAUGCCAACUGGGACAACCACGACUACAGGUACAACUAAGACCCCUGGUUCCACUUCAACUCAAACAGCAGGAACAGUUACACCUACCGCGUCAACUACAACUAGUACAACUAUGCCAACUGGGACUACUACAACUACAGGUACAACUAAGACUACUGGUACCACUUCAACUCAAACAACAGGAACAAUUACACCUACCACAUCAACUACAACUAGUACAACUAUGCCAACUGGGACUACUACAACUACUGGAACAACUAAGACUCCUGGUUUCACUUCAACUCAAACAUCAGGAACAAGUACACCUACCACAUCAACUACAACUAGUACAACUAUGCCAACUGGGACUACUACAACUACUGGAACAACUAAGACUCCUGGUUUCACUUCAACUCAAACAUCAGGAACAAGUACACCUACCACAUCAACUACAACUAGUACAACUAUGCCAACUGGGACAACCACGACUACUGGUACAACUAAGACCCCUGGUUCCACUUCAACUCAAACAGCAGGAACAGUUACACCUACCGCGUCAACUAAGACAACGGCUACCACUUCAACUCAAACAUCAGGAACAAUUACACCUACCACAUCAACUACAACUAGUACAACUAUGCCAUCUGGGACAACCACGACUACAGGAACAACUAAGACUCCUGGUUCCACUUCAACUCAAACAUCAGGAACAAUUACACCUACUGGAUCAACUACUACCACUAUCAUAACUAGUACACCUACCACAUCAACUACAACUAGUACAACUAUGCCAACUGGGACUACUACAAGUACAGGAACAAAUAAGACUCCUGGUUCCACUUCAACUCAAACAUCAGGAACAAUUACACCUACCGCAUCAACUACAACUAGUACAACUAUGUCAACUGGGACUACUACAACUACUGGAACAACUAAGACUCCUGGUUUCACUUCAACUCAAACAUCAGGAACAAUUACACCUACCACAUCAACUACAACUAGUACAACUAUGCCAACUGGGACCACCACGACUACAGGAACAACUAAGACUCCUGGUUCCACUUCAACUCAAACAUCAGGAAGAAUUACACCUACUGGAUCAACUACUACCACUAUCAUAACUAGUACACCUACCACAUCAACUACAACUAGUACAACUAUGCCAACUGGGACUACUACAACUACUGGAACAACUAAGACUCCUGGUUUCACUUCAACUCAAAUAUCUGGAACAAUUACACCUACUGGAUCAACUACUACCACUAUCAUAACUAGUACACCUACCACAUCAACUGCAACUAGUACAACUAUGCCAACUGGGACAACCACGACUACAGGUACAACUAAGACCCCUGGUUCCACUUCAACUCAAACAGCAGGAACAAUUACACCUACCACAUCAACUACAACUGGUACAACUAGUACAGCUAUUACAACUUUGCCAACUGGAACUACCACGAAUACUGGUACAACUAACCCUACUGGUACCACUCAAACAACUUACACAUCCAGAACCACUGCUUCUGCUACAAGUUCACCGCCCUCUCAAAGUACAAGCACAGGUAUACAGACCUCGUCUGGGACAAGCACGAGCUCACCAUCCUCUCCAAGCGCAAGCACAAGUAUACAGACCUCGCCUGGGACAAGCACAAGCUCACCAUCCUCUCCAAGUGCAAGCACAAGUAUACAGACCUCGCCUGGGACAAGCACAAGCUCACCAUCCUCUCCAAGUGCAAGCACAAGUAUAGAGACCUCGCCUGGGACAAGCACAAGCUCACCAUCCUCUCCAAGUGCAAGCACAAGUAUACAGACUUCGUCUGGGACAAGCACGAGCUCACCAUCCUCUCCAAGCGCAAGCACAAGUAUACAGACCUCGCCUGGGACAAGCACAAGCUCAAAAUCCUCUUCAAGUGCAAGCACAAGUAUAGAGACCUCGCCUGGGACAAGCACAAGCUCACCAUCCUCUCCAAGUGCAAGCACAAGUAUACAGACCUCGGCUGGGACAAGCACAAGCUCACCAUCCUCUCCAAGUGCAAGCACAAGUAUACAGACCUCGCCUGGGACACGCACAAGCUCACCAUCCUCUCCAAGUGCAAGCACAAGUAUACAGACCUCGCCUGGGACAAGCACAAGCUCACCAUCCUCUCCAAGUGCAAGCACAAGUAUACAGACCUCGCCUGGAACAAGCACAAGCUCACCAUCCUCUCCAAGUGCAAGCACAAGUAUACAGACCUCGCCUGGGACAAGCACAAGCUCACCAUCCUCGCCAAGUGCAAGCACAAGUAUACAGACCUCGCCUGGGACACGCACAAGCUCACCAUCCUCUCCAAGUGCAAGCACAAGUAUACAGACCUCGCCUGGGACAAGCACAAGCUCGCCAUCCUCUCCAAGUGCAAGCACAAGUAUACAGACCUCGCUUGGGACAAGCACAAGCUCACCAUCCUCUUCAAGUGCAAGCACAAGUAUACAGACCUCGCCUGGGACAAGCACAAGCUCACCAUCCUCUCCAAGUGCAAGCACAAGUAUACAGACCUCGCCAUCGACAAGCACAAGCUCACCAUCCUCUCCAAGUGCAAGCACAAGUAUACAGACCUCGCCUGGAACAAGCACAAGCUCACCAUCCUCUCAAAGUGCAAGCACAAGUAUACAGACCUCGCCAUCGACAAGCACAAGCUCACCAUCCUCUCAAAGUGCAAGCACAAGUAUACAGACCUCGCUUGGAACAAGCACAAGCUCACCAUCCUCUCCAAGUGCAAGCACAAGUAUAGAGACCUCGCCUGGAACAAGCACAAUCUCACCAUCCUCUCCAAGUGCAAGCACAAGUAUACAGACCUCGCCUGGGACAAGCACAAGCUCACCAUCCUCUCCAAGUGCAAGCACAAGUAUAGAGACCUCGCCUGGGACAAGCACAAGCUCACCAUCCUCUCCAAGUGCAAGCACAAGUAUACAGACCUCGCCUGGGACAAGCACAAGCUCACCAUCCUCUCCAAGUGCAAGCACAAGUAUACAGACCUCGCCUGGGACAAGCACAAGCUCACCAUCCUCUCCAAGUGCAAGCACAAGUAUACAGACCUCGCCUGGGACACGCACAAUCUCACCAUCCUCUCCAAGUGCAAGCACAAGUAUACAGACCUCGCCUGGGACAAGCACAAGCUCACCGUCCUCUCCAAGUGCAAGCACAAGUAUACAGACCUCGCCUGGGACAAGCACAAGCUCACCAUCCUCUCCAAGUGCAAGCACAAGUAUACAGACCUCGCCUGGGACACGCACAAUCUCACCAUCCUCUCCAAGUGCAAGCACAAGUAUACAGACCUCGCCUGGGACAAGCACAAGCUCACCAUCUUCUCCAAGUGCAAGCACAAGUAUACAGACCUCGCCUGGGACAAGCACAAGCUCACCAUCCUCUCCAAGUGCAAGCACAAGUAUACAGACCUCGCCUGGGACAAGCACAAGCUCACCAUCCUCUCCAAGUGCAAGCACAAGUAUACAGACCUCGCCUGGAACAAGCACAAGCUCACCAUCCUCUCCAAGUGCAAGCACAAGUAUACAGACCUCGCCUGGGACAAGCACAAGCUCACCGUCCUCUCCAAGUGCAAGCACAAGUAUACAGACCUCGCCUGGGACAAGCACAAGCUCACCAUCCUCUCCAAGUGCAAGCACAAGUAUAGAGACCUCGCCUGGAACAAGCACAAGCUCACCAUCCUCUCCAAGUGCAAGCACAAGUAUACAGACCUCGCCUGGGACAAGCACAAGCUCACCGUCCUCUCCAAGUGCAAGCACAAGUAUACAGACCUCGCCUGGAACAAGCACAAGCUCACCAUCUUCUCCAAGUGCAAGCACAAGUAUACAGACCUCGCCUGGGACAAGCACAAGCUCACCAUCCUCUCCAAGCGCAAGCACAAGUAUACAGACCUCGCUUGGGACAAGCACAGGUGCAUCUUCUUCUACUGGGACAUCUGCAGGUUCUACUUUUUCCUUUGCUACAAGCACAAGUGCACCCUCAUCUACUGGGACAAGCUUGAGUAGGCCUACAUCAUCUUCAAUUACAAGCUCACCUUCUUCCACUGACACAAGCAUAGACACAUCUUCAUCCACUGGAACAUUCACAAGAACUGUUCCACCGUCUAGUAGCACCUCGACUCUGACUUUUAGUGCUUCAACAACAGCAUUAUCGACGACCUCGACUACAUCAGUUACGACCCCAACACCAUCUCCUACUAUCUCUCCAACAACGCCAACUUCUUCUUCACAGAAGCCAAUGAAGAUCUUUAAACCUUGGGAAAAAGUUAUUCCCGAGAAGCUGGAAGGAGCUCUUCCUAUUGGGACAACAUUCGGAGGUGUGAUCGUGUUCGCAGUCAUAUCUGUGUCUAUAAUUCUAGGUGUUAAACUUUACCAAGCGUGCCACGCGGUAAAGCCAAACACACCUGCAAAGAACUAUGAAUUACAUGAUCUGAGGCUAGGAAUACAUAGACACCCCUACCUCCCCAUGGGUGAUGCCGCUACGACAGAUGUACAGGAGAGUAACAAACCGCUAGAAUGGGAUGCAGAGUCCGCCCUAGCACGUGAUUUCCAAGACCCAUCAAAAGCGGAAAUACACUACCCACGGGAAAUUGUGCCAAUAAAUCCAGAUAAGGCGCCAACAGUAACUGCCCCCUGUCUGGUAGAAAAGGAUUGUUAUUCGACUCCAGAUCCAAGAGGAUUAUGGGAUUCUUCUCUGACGAAAACAGACAAUUUGAGUGAUAUAUCAGAUGGUAGGCCUAUGUCAAACAGUAUGGUACCAAAAGAAGAUAUAGUUUUAGAUAGUUCAGAUAUUUUCCUAGAUGUAAGGACUAAUUCUGUGGCAUAGUCUUGGGAAUUAGAUGGAGUAUUAAGAAAA